This is a messenger RNA of Podarcis raffonei (Aeolian wall lizard), 2332 nucleotides long. RefSeq names its product glyoxalase I (gene GLO1). The transcript has 6 exons. The record is from RefSeq and is a predicted model, not a curated record. Gene Ontology annotation, molecular function: lactoylglutathione lyase activity; metal ion binding. Bases 94 to 663 code for a protein of 189 amino acids. NCBI's taxonomy places the organism in Eukaryota, Metazoa, Chordata, Lepidosauria, Squamata, Lacertidae.
AUUCAGGGAACCUCGUUCUCCCUGUCGCGACAGCUAGACGCUUGUAGGGUUUAGGAUCCACUCCGGGAAGCAGUUCGUCUCCAGAGCCUCAACAUGUCCGAGCAAGGGGAGCCCGUCGGCCUCACCGAUGAAGCGGCCUUCAGUGUCUGCUCCGACCCUCAUCCCAGCACGAAGGAUUUUCUGCUACAACAGACGAUGCUCAGGGUAAAAGAUCCCAAAAAGUCUCUGGAGUUUUAUACUAAGGUUCUCGGAAUGACCCUACUCAACAAGUUUGACUUCCCUGCUAUGAAGUUCUCCCUCUACUUCUUGGCUUACGAAGAUAAAAAUGAUAUUCCAAAAGAUAAAAAAGAGGGAAUUGCGUGGACUCUGUCUAGAAAGGGCGUAUUAGAACUGACGCACAACUGGGGCACUGAAAAUGAUGAGAGUCAGGCUUACCACAAUGGCAAUUCAGAUCCCCGAGGAUUCGGUCAUAUUGGAAUUGCUGUUCCUGAUGUAAAUGCAGCCUGUAAAAGAUUUGAGGAGCUGGGAGUGAAAUUCGUCAAAAAACCAGACGAUGGUAAAAUGAAAGGACUUGCUUUUAUCCAGGAUCCUGAUGGCUACUGGAUUGAAAUCCUGAAUCCGAACCAUAUGAUAAAUAUAAUCCCGAUUGGAAAUACUGCGUAGUGAUCUUGCCAUCAAGAGACCGAAAAUUCUUAACAAUGUCCUCCUGAUUUAACAAAAAGUUGUUCUAGUCAUUCGCCAAAUGAUAAACAAAUAGGAAUAAACAGUAUUCCCUUUCCCCUUGCUAUGUCUGCAAAGGUAGGAGAUGGGAAACUUCCAUUUCUAGCUUGUGGUGAGCUAUACUUUACCAUUUUGGCAAUGCAGGAAGCUAUGGUUUGCCACCCACAAACUUGGAAGUGUAAGCUUCUAAUAUCUUUUCCUAAUGCACGAACAAAUGCAAGGAAGAUGCAUAUGAAUGGGGCUUAGUGCUGCUUAUUUUCAUAAGAAAAGGCUAUGGUUUGUGCUGACUGUAUUUAAGAACCCACACGGUGGUGUGCACUUCCAAAUGUACAACAGAUAAACUGUGUUUUCGAGCUUCUUACCUUCUUUUGUCUUUGAUCUGCACAUUUCACAAGUUCUUUCCUGUCUGCACAGAGCAGCAGCAUUUUGAGAUGGAGCAACAGUCAUAACUGGUUUAUCAGUGGUUUGUGAAUUCAGAUGUAAUGGCAGACAAUAAUUAGUGCAAACCAUGAUUGAGCCUAACACAAGUUCAAACAUUUUUUAAAAGAAAAUCCCAUAGUUUGCCAUACUGCUUGAAUGUAGCCAGUAUGUUCUGAAAUUAGUUACUUGGUUUAUCCUGCACAGAAAUCAUAAUUGUAACCUUUUCGUAGCUGGCCACAUUUUGUAGUAUAUUAUGGCCAGAUUCUUAUUCUUAGUAAAUUUUUAGUUUUGGUAUGCAAUAUGGCUGCAGUUGCAUUAUUUAAACAUGCUGGCAAAAUACAAGACUGUUUAGAUCUUUCAUGUUUUAUGAAGUGGAAGCAAAUACUGAAGUCUUGCUCCUUUUUGAUGGUGGCAAAGCUGCAUUUGUUGAGGAUUUUUAUCAUGACCCCUUCAUGGGUGUAUGACUACUUCAGCUGCAGUUACUAGUGAUUAAGGCCCAUUGAACUCGUGAGAUAUGCUUCUGAGUAAGACAUAUACUGUUAGUCUGCAUUGUUCCUGAAUCCUGUUGUUGCUUUGUGCCUUGAACCCAAGUGCACAAGUUACUAUGAAUGAAAUGGCAGUGUGCAGUUAAAGAUGAACAGGCAAGUGCUACACUUACGGUAUGAAUGCUACAAGUGCUUGAAGUGGGGUAGGAUGCCAUCCCACUUUUCAGGCAGACAUAAUUCACUUUGACUUAGCCAUCCUGUUUUGUUCCUCUCCCACUUUGUGGACUACUGAAUAUCACACCCACAGGUGCCCUUCAGGAGCUAGGUGGCAUGACGUGUAUUUUCUUCUUAAUAUCAAUUUUGUCUUGGUAUACAGUAGCUCUAACAUAAACUAAAGCCUAGAUGUCUGAAAUGUUAAUGUACCACCUGUUGUGCUCUUUACCUGUCUUCGGUGGGUUUCUAGUUGUUUCCAAGCUCUCCCAAAGUUUACAAAACUGACACAUGAACUAGUUGGUCUUCAUCAGUGUUUAAUUUGUAUUGACACAUUUAGACUAUGCAAUCCACACUUUGCCGAAUAGCCCUGACUCAACUGUCUUUGUUAAUUGGGGCAUUGUUAGCAGCACUUUAGAUCUCCUUUUGGGAUUAACCAGCCUUGAGUGCAGUGUUGACAUCAAAUAAUAAUAAUAAUAAAAAUUUCAAGUUAAAAA